UCUGUUAUAGAAUGACAGAUGUGUGACCAGUCGACAUCUGAGCUGACUCUGCCUGCUCUGCUCAUCAACUGAGGUAGUGGUGAUGGCGACAGAUAGAGGUAUAGUGGAAGACUGGCUCUCCGAAUUCAAGGCAUUGUCUGAAACGCAGCUGUCUGGUUACGGUGGAGUCCUCGAUCAGAAGAAUACACUGGUGCCAGCCCUCUACAGCGUCAUCCAGGACCCUGACAGUGAGCUGCUGGAGCCGGUAUGCCAUCAGCUGUUUGAGCUGUACCGCAGCUCAGAGGACUGUCUGCGCCGCUUCACGCUGCAGUUCCUGCCCGAGCUGCUGUGGGUUUACCUGCGCAGAGACGGACACAGCAGUGGCUGCAUCGAGGCUCUUCUGCUGGGCAUUUACAACCUGGAAAUCGUGGAUAAAGAUGGAAACAGCAAGCUGUUAUCGUUCCUGAUCCCGUCUCUGUCCAAGCCAUCCAUAUAUCAUGAGCCGUCCAGUCUGGGCUCCAUGGCUUUGACUGAGGGCGCUCUCUGUCAGCACGACCUGAUCAGAGUGAUCUACAGCGGCCUGCACCCGCAGAGAGAGACCUUCACUGCCCAGAACAGGUUUGAGGUGCUGUGUUUCCUGAUGCUGUGCUAUAACUCGCUGGUGGUCUACAUGCCCCGCUCAUCACACCGGGCCGUCUGCAGGAUGAGCUCGCGGCUGUGCGUGAGCGGCUUUCCCCGGCAGCAGCUGAAGGCCUGGACCGCUCCCUGCAUGCGUGUGCUGCUGGAGCCCCAGUUCAUGGUGCAGAUGCUGGCUGCUGUCUAUCACGCCAUAUAUAAUGGCGAGUGGGAUGCUGGGAGAGAGGCUUUGGAUGACAUUCUGUACAGAGCUCAGCUGGAGCUGUUUUCAGAGCCGCUGCUGCUGGGCAAUGCGAUGAAGAGCUCUCUGCCCGGCAGUGCUCCGGAUGGAUCUCAGGGGAGGAAGGUCCUGCAGGUGGAGGUCACUCCCAGCAUCAGACGGAUCUCCCGCUGCACCAUCACAGCCGCAUCCAUCCGCAGACUGCGCUGGAAGAGAGAGGAUGUAGACGGGCUGAGCAGGGAGGAGGAGUCCUCCGGCCUGAACGAUGCGGAUGAGGGCUUCUCGUCCGGCGCGUCCAGCAGCAGCCAGCCCAGCGGUGUGCGCGGGAGGAAGAACCACCCGUCCGCUCGCAGGACCUCCAGCACCUCUCUGGACUGCAGGAGGGGGCUGGGCUCUGCCGCCGAGGCUCGCAGAUACUCCAUCCUCAGCCUGCAGGAGCAGCAUCUGCCGGAGGAGGUGGAGCUGCUUUCUCCUGGAAAACAGAGCCGGUCACCCAGCUUCAACAUGCAGCUUAUCUCACAGGUCUAGAACCGGCUGCCUCGUCCACGGCUUUCUACGUUCAGUUGGACUGUCACUUCUUGACAGAAGAAUUAUAGCCUGAAAGCGGGAACUCUCAUUACUUACUCAUGUCAUUUCAACCCUGUAUUUUUCUCUUGAAACAUAAAAGCAGUCGAAGCCAUGGUGGACGGUGAUUCAUACUGCCACUCAGUGAACACCGUACCAACUUCACACCAGUCAAUAUUAGUGUUACUUACCUUUCUACAGUCAGUUUGUAAAGGAACAAAUCUUUUCCCAUUUCACACAGCCCAGCGUGAUUCAUUUAACUCUUUUCAGCCAAGUUGCCAGCGUCCGCCAGCAAUUUUGAUCAUUGUCACAAAAUUCUCAUGGCCCCCAGAAUAUUUAGUUGCAUGAAUAUCUGAACGUGCAGAGUCUCUGCUUUUAACAAACAAACAAAAAGGUUUUAUUCUACUUACAUGCAUUGUUUUUUUUAUCUACACUCAAAUGUGGGUGUUUAAAAAAAAUAAAAAAAUAAAAAUUUGAUCAAAAGGCUGAGAAAAUGGCAUUUAGUCGGACUACAUCCAGAUCAGAUUCAGUACCGAGUUAACUUUAGGUGGUUUUGAUUGAUAUGCUGAUUGAUGAUGGUUGUAAAUGUUACACCACCCCCUACUGUAUAACAGUGAAAACACAGAAUGCUGGAACGUUUCAUCAAUGGUGGGGAAAGAGUUGAAAGCAAGACCUGUAAUGGCUGUAUUUCUCACACAGGGCUGCUGUCUGACUCUGAAUAGUGUGCUGGUCGUAUAGAAUGCUUUAAUGGUGCUCUCUGGAAAGGAAAGAGAGAAAGAAGGCAUACAGGACUGAAAUGACAUGAGAGUAAAUAAUGAUGGUUUCCAUUGUUGGCUGAACUAAUCUCUUAAACCCCGAAGUGACAGCUGGCCUGACAGCGAUCUAACCGUCUCCCUCUCAGGCCAAAUCUGAGCUGGACCGACAUGUGCGAAUCGAACAUUGUGAAUUUUCUGAUGACAGUCAGUCAGCAAUAAAUCAUCCCUAGUCCUCCAGAAGAUUUGAAUGCGUAACUGCAGCGUCUAAUGCGGCCCUCUGAUUUGGAUCAAAUUUCAUAUAAAUGUUAGUUUUUAUGGCAGUGUUUUAAAGGUUUUUAUGGUUAUGUUCUUAAGAUUAUUCUGACUGAAAUCAUCAGAAGCCCAAAUGACUCUGAACUUGGCAGACUCUCUGAGAAAGGGAAACUCAACAUAUAAAUUGAUAUAUUUAUGUGAUAUACUUGUGUGUGAAUAAUGUAAAAUACAAUUCUGUCAGAAGACAACAUGCUGUAGAUGUGGAGAGUAGUGCUGUAUUUUGCAGACGCUUUAAUCCAAAGCCAUCCUUGACAAGUGUCAGUGCUGCUGGUGGCUUAGAGGUCCAUGAAUGGGAUGAGCAGUUAUCUGCUGUCAGCCUCACACAGUCACAUCAGUGUCCGUAGAGCUGGCCUGCAGGUCAGGCUGUGCUGAGGCUGAGCUUUAGUAACAUGUGAACAGACAUGGUGAUUUUCCCAAGCCAAACUCAAUGUCAAUGAUCAGACAUGGCAUUAGUGAUUUUAUAGAUGGUCACAUAAGCCUGUAAUAUGAUUAAAGAACAGCAGUGUGUCAGUGUGUUUUGUCCAGCCUGAAUCGAAGGCUCUCAUACAGAUAUAGAUACACUCAAGAGAGAAGAACCUCUUGCAAAACAACAAACCACCCUAUGGAGAUCAACAGAAGCUGUCUUGUGCUGUUCUUCUGUGUUGUCAUGUGAAUUAUAUCUGCUGUAUUUAUUUGCUGACUAUCUCUGGUCAUAAUGGGACAUUAUAGUGUGUGUGUAUGUGUUCUGUCUAUGUGCUUGAGUAUUUCAGCACAAAAGUGGAUCUGUGUCCUGUAUUUCAGCGUUUCACAGCCCAAAGUCUGUUCCAGCCAUGAUAGUCAGGGAUGUUUUUCUCUGAUUUUGCUUUGUUUCUCUUUGCUUUUUUAAAUGCACACAGCUGUAAUGUGUCUGUCAUUCUGUCUCAUUUUGAUAUGUCUCCGCUGUGUAGAGUGGUUGUGUGCUGUGAUCAAAGCUCCAGCAGAGCUCCUGAACUGAACUGUCUCUGCUGAAAAAGGAAAUGUGAGAUUAUACUGUGAAUAAAAGUGGUUAGUCAUUUA
Molecule: messenger RNA, 3501 nt
Organism: Sinocyclocheilus grahami
Lineage: Eukaryota; Metazoa; Chordata; Actinopteri; Cypriniformes; Cyprinidae
Gene: hycc2
Product: hyccin PI4KA lipid kinase complex subunit 2
Exons: 11
Coding region: 83-1363 (426 amino acids)
Biological process (GO): phosphatidylinositol phosphate biosynthetic process; protein localization to plasma membrane
Cellular component (GO): plasma membrane
Source: RefSeq, a predicted model, not a curated record